UUAAAAGACAAAACCAAUCAAAAAGAUGAGCCAAACGCCGUCGAUAAAAAAUGACGAUGACAUUUGGUCGUAUGAUUCCCUUUUCGACAAUGUUGAAACGCAGCUUAUGUCAUAUCCAUUGCCGGAGCAUACGGAUGCCUCUCUAUGUCGCGAUGAAUUUCUUAAAACCUUAUUCAUAGCCGUCCAGCGUGAGGUCACACAAAGGCGUAAGGUCCCAAAAGUUGAGGCGAUUCGUUAUGAUUCAACAACUGCUGAGGGGAUCGCGAUAUUCGAUAUGCUGAAGAAAUCUCUAAUAGCACCGCCUUCUGAAUCUAUAUCGCAUUAUCGGCCAUCCCUAACGUCCGAACAGUUGGAGAAGCUCUAUACCGUUUGUCUCUACCAGUUCCAGAAGGCUGCCAUACAAUUCCUCUCCGUUAGACUAAGAAAGCAAAUCGAUACACAACUACAUAUUUGGCCUGGGGAGGCUAUUGAAAUACCGCACCAACUGUUUCAUUGGUCGCUGGAGUUUUUCCUACGUCGUCAGAGAGUCAAUCAACUCUAUUUGGAUGUUUUGGUUAUGGAUAGAUCGAAGGCGGAUUUGAAUUGUGCCAAGUUCUGCACCGAUCUUAAUGAAAUCAUACGCCUUCUCGAAUUAAUCAGGGAAGACUUUAAGAAUGGUCGCGAUAUAUGCAACACUUCGUCGAUAAUAAACGAUUCGAACUAUGAGGUAAACUCAACGUGGGUCAGUGAGUUAAACGACUUGCGCAGGGUCUACCACAAUCUCGAUUCAAUUAUCCGGGAUAGUGCAUUUCGUAUUUCAUCACAAUGCGGCCUCGAAUUGGAGGCCGAGGGUGACAAAACAGAUGCUCUAUCGCUUAUUGAGAUGCGCUAUCGCAGCAAUUGGCUGCGCAGCUGUAGUGACCAGGCUCAAAUGUUGUUGCAGAAGAAGGAGAAUGUCUAUGCGGAUGAGAUAAAGGAGCUGCAAAACAAGAUGGUGCUAGAUGUCGCCACAUUUGGAUAUGUUGACUUUGUUUAUCAAUAUUCAAUAGAUUCCUAUAGGUCGUCAAUAUCCGAAUGGCAGGAACGUCUCGCAGUCGACUUAGAGGCCGCCGAACUAAAGUGUAACAUAACGCGUUCUCUUUGGGUAAAGGCCAAAGAUGAUCUCAAAUUCCACCAGGAGGAAGUGGAAAGGUUUAGGCGUCGAGUUAGCGAGGUUAGGGAACUCAUUGAAUUAGAGCAAGCACCCAUUUUACGUCGAACAACAAGAGCAAGCUCUAUGGGCUCCAGAAGCAGAAAAAGCACAUUGAUUGAAAAUAUCAAGAAGAAGAAAAAGAAGUAAUAUGCAUUCAAAUUACAAGUCGCCUAGCAGUAGUCAAACAACAGCUAUUUAGCUUCGUUGGCAACCUAAACAAAGCCAUAUCAGACGUAAAGUUCAAAUUCAUAAACUUGGAAGUGGAAUAGAAUCGAAUUCAUCACAAAUUGUCCAAAAUAAGGAGGGACUUUUCCCUGACUCCCAUAUCAAAAUCAAAGUCAAGCUAAACAAACGAAACAACUUUUGCGCAAACAUUUACUGAAAUGCAUUUGUCCAAGCUGCAAAAUUUAUGUAUGUGCGUGCUUACACCCUGUACAGAUGUUUUAUUCAUUC
This is a messenger RNA of Drosophila arizonae, 1624 nucleotides long. RefSeq lists its product as uncharacterized. Lineage: Eukaryota; Metazoa; Arthropoda; Insecta; Diptera; Drosophilidae. The record is from RefSeq and is a predicted model, not a curated record.